Molecule: messenger RNA, 2478 nt
Organism: Python bivittatus (Burmese python)
Lineage: Eukaryota; Metazoa; Chordata; Lepidosauria; Squamata; Pythonidae
Source: RefSeq, a predicted model, not a curated record
GAUUGAUUGAUUGAUUGAUUGAUUUAAACGUAUUGGCUGCCCAGCUCCAUUCCGUAUGUCCUCCGUCAUCCGUUCACCAGAAGGUGCCUAACUGUUCGCCCUGUGCUUCCUUCACUAUGUGGGUUUUUCACUUAGACGAUCCGCCCGAUCUCCACUGGAAACGGACCCCCACGUUACCGGAUGCUGAUGAGCGAUGGCGUGAACACACUUUCCUCUUUUAUGCUGGCAACACAGCUGAACCCUCUGGUGGAUGACCAGAGCUUGACUGCACAUGCCAUUUGCCAGAUUAACCGGUUCAUUGUUAACACUCUGAAGGAUGGAAGGCGAGUGGUGGUCUUGAUGGAAUUAGAGGUUCUGUGGCCGGGUAGCGCAGUGCCCACUAAGAUCGGAAACCCAGUCCCAUACACCGAAGGAACUGGGCAAGUAGGGAGGCAGCCACCGGCCACAGGUCCACCAGCUGACCCUUUGCCGAGCAAGCCAGCACCACAGAGCGGGGGUCCAGAGGCAGGAACCUUGACCAGAUACCCUGGGCCUUCCAAACUGCUUGGGAACGCAGGUGGCUCCAGCAUCCUGAACACUCCCGGUGGCUCUCAGGUCAAAGUGGUGCCCAUCGCCAGCUUGAACCCUUACCAGUCCAAGUGGACCAUUUGUGCCCGGGUGACUCAGAAAGGCCAGAUCCGCACAUGGAGCAACUCACGUGGAGAAGGAAAGCUCUUCUCCGUGGAGAUGGUUGAUGAAAGUGGUGAGAUCAGAGCAACAGCCUUUAAUGACCAAGUGGACAAGUUUUUCCCCCUCCUUGAGUUGAACAAGGUCUACUACUUUUCCAAGGGCAGCCUGAAGACGGCCAACAAGCAGUACACGGCUGUGAAGAAUGACUACGAGAUCACGUUCACCAGCGAGACGUCCGUCAUUCCCUGCGAGGAUGCCCAGCACCUGCCCACGGUGCAGUUUGACUUCGUUGCCAUUGGUGACUUGGAAAACGUGAGCAAGGACUCCUUCGUGGAUGUAAUUGGGAUCUGCAAGAGCUACGAGGAUGCUGCAAAAAUCACCAUCAGGUCUUCCAGUCGGGAGGUGUUCAAGAGAGAUAUGCACUUGAUGGACAUGUCUGGCAAGAUGGUGACAGUCACUCUCUGGGGAGCGGAAGCUGAAACAUUCGAUGGCUCCCGGCAGCCUGUCGUGGCCAUCCGGGGAGCCCGAGUCUCAGAUUUUGGGGGGCGGAGUCUCUCUGUCGUUUCAUCGAGCACGGUCCUCGUGAACCCCGACUGCCCACAGGCCUUCAAGCUGCGUGGCUGGUUUGACUCGGAAGGGCAGCUUCUGGAGUCCACCUCCAUCUCUUCCGGGCGGGGCGGGCUUGCAGCCGGGGGAAGCACCACCUGGAAGACGCUGCACGAGGCUAAAUCGGAGAACCUGGGCCAAGGGGACAAGGCCGACUACUUCAGCUGUGUGGGCACGGUGGUGUAUCUGCGCAAGGAGAACUGCAUGUACCAAGCUUGUCCCUCCCAAGAUUGCAAUAAAAAAGUGAUUGACGAGCAGAAUGGCCUCUAUCGCUGUGAAAAAUGUGACCGGGAGUUCCCCAACUUCAAGUACCGCAUGAUCCUGUCGGUGAACAUUGCGGACUUCCAGGACAACCAGUGGCUGACCUGUUUCCAGGAGUCGGCAGAGGCCAUCCUCGGGCAAAACACAGCUUAUCUGGGGGAGCUGAAGGAGAAGAAUGAGCAAGCGUUCGACGAGAUUCUCCAGAACGCCAAUUUUACCUCCCAUGAAUUCCGGAUCCGAGUCAAGCUGGAGACGUUCAAUGAUGAGUCACGCCUGAAGGCAACCGCAGUGGAGGUGAAGCCAGUCAACUACAAGGAGUACAGCAAGAGGCUGAUCAUGAACAUCCGGAAGAACGCCGCCCGGCUGGGCUGAGGUGCCCCCCACCGGUCAACUGCGGGGCGGAACUGCAGAGAGCAAAGCCGAAGAUUUCUCUUGUUGCAGCCCGGCCCGCCGGCCCCUUUUGCAGCCUCUUCCCCAUUUCUGUGCGGUGAAGGACAGGCUGCCGCAGGCUGUCCCAAGCCCUUCCUGGCACUGAGGUCCUGUUUUGUCAGGCCCGGGAGGGCCGCGUUUCCUCUGCCCCAGACGAGCCCGGCUGGGAUGGGUGCAGCACCAAGGGCCGUCGUGCCCAGUCCUGCAAGCUCUCCUCCACCCCAGUCCCCGGCAGUUGUUAAGGCUUGGAACGGCAACGGGCAGAAUUAUGAAUCAGAGACGUAUCUCUUCUAUCUGAAGAAUAUCCUUCUUUGCAGUUUAAUAGAUUGAAUCAGAUGGGCCUGAUAUUAAUCAAAAUGGUCUCUUCUGAGAGGAGCUGAUGAGUGUUGCCUCUUCUUCCCCUUGGGAAAUCUUGGCCACUACAGAGCAGCGUUUUAGUUUUUUGCCUCAAUUAAUACUAUUUUUUGGGGUUGCUGAUUGCAGUGCCUUCCUCCUCGUCUUUUUUUUUUUUUU